ACCAUUGCUUGAUAUAAAAUAUAUAAACAAAUCUCUCUUGAAUCUGAGCUAUUCCACACUGUUUUUGUAGUUGCUUUGACUCUCAUUGAUCCCAAUCCACUACUUCAUUUUAAAUUCAUCAAACACAUUCAUGUUUCUCUCCAUUAAAUUCUGUCAUUUUCUCUCUAGAAAAUCAGUAUUUGCUUAAUCAUUGAUUCACGAUCAUGUCUCCAUCUUUCGUCUGUAGAACUAUAAGCCCGAAAUGUGACGACCACCACCAACCAAUACUUCCAAGAAACUGCAAGAUUCCAUAUGUGCAUAUGUAUGCUCAGUAAGGUAGAGAGGUGAAGGAGGGCAAACCCUUUUCUUUUAUUUCGUUUUCCUCAACAGCAACAGCAACAGCAAGAAUUUCUCAAGAGUCCAUCAUUUUCUCUGGAAAAAGUCUCAGCUCAAGCAAAUGUCCCAUCUUGACAAUAUCCCUUCCACCCCAGGUAAGUUCAAGAUGGAGAAGAGACUCAGGUGGCACUCCUCUCUUGCCAAGCUCACAUUUUGGUCCUUCGUCUUCUCGGGCUUGAUUUUCAUCGUUUUGUUCCUAUCGCCGUCAUCUUCAUCUCUGCCGUCCGAUCCUACCCGGCGGUCCCUACGGACCCACAGUUGGGGCGGUCCUGCCUGGGAAAAGCGGGUCCGAUCAUCGGCCAAAGUGCGCGCUCGCAAUGGGAUCUCUGUGCUCGUCACCGGCGCUGCCGGAUUCGUCGGAACCCACGUCUCCGCCGCACUCAAGCGCCGUGGCGAUGGCGUUAUUGGGCUGGAUAACUUCAAUGACUACUAUGAUCCCUCCUUGAAACGUGCCCGACAAGCUCUUCUUGAGCGUACAGGUGUAUUCAUUGUCGAGGGUGAUAUCAAUGAUUCAAAGCUUCUCAAGAAACUAUUCGAGGUAGUUGCAUUUACCCAUGUAAUGCAUUUGGCCGCUCAGGCUGGUGUUCGGUACGCAAUGGAAAAUCCAAGUUCAUAUGUUCAUAGUAAUAUUGCUGGCCUUGUUAAUCUUCUUGAAGUCUGUAAAUCUGCGAAUCCACAGCCUGCAAUUGUGUGGGCUUCUUCGAGUUCAGUGUAUGGACUCAAUACAAAGGUACCCUUUUCCGAGAGAGAUCGGACUGAUCAGCCUGCCAGCCUGUAUGCCGCCACCAAGAAGGCUGGCGAAGAGAUUGCCCAUACUUAUAAUCAUAUAUAUGGCCUUUCGCUUACUGGGUUGAGGUUCUUUACCGUUUACGGACCUUGGGGGAGGCCUGAUAUGGCGUAUUUCUUUUUCACGCGGGAUAUUUUGAAGGAGAAAUCGAUUCCCAUCUUUGAGGCACCAAAUCGUGGUACGGUUGCCCGGGAUUUUACCUACAUUGAUGAUAUCGUGAAGGGGUGUGUGGCAGCAUUGGAUACGGCGGAGAAGAGCACUGGUAGUGGAGGGAAGAAGAAGGGGCCAGCUCAAUUGAGGAUUUUCAAUUUGGGCAACACAUCACCAGUUCCAGUUACGGAUCUUGUGAGCAUUUUGGAGAGGCUCCUGAAGGUGAAGGCAAAAAGGAAGAUGAUAAAGAUGCCAAGGAAUGGGGAUGUGCAGUUUACCCAUGCCAACAUCAGCUUGGCUCAAAGGGAGCUCGGGUAUAAGCCCACAACAGAUCUACAGACAGGCUUGAAAAAAUUUGUUAGGUGGUAUCUCAAGUACUAUUCAGCUGGGGAGAAGAGUGCUUGGUAAAACAUUCUUUCAAUUGUGGUUUAGGAUCCUUUGCAUUCUUGUUCAUUAUGAUUCUUAUGAUUGUUUUUAAGUCUCUCUGUUCUUUGCCCAAUCAUCAAUUAUUUUCUUUUCGUAAGGAGGGAGGAUAUUUUGUGGUUGGUGGAUAUUGUUUUCCUAUUGCUUCUAAGUCCUAAGCUGUAUCAGAAGAAAACUUGAACCCUCUUUUUCUUUUCCUUUUUUGGGGAGUUGGGAGGUGGAAGUUGAGGGAUGUAAUUUUCGUAGCUUCAGCAUUUUAGAUUUAAUGGCCAAUAGAUCAUAUGGUGAUUGGAGGACAUGUACCAUCUCUGUGCAAUUUGAAUAAAAUUAGCACAUGAUAGCUCGAUUUCUAUUC
Vitis vinifera (wine grape) is the source of this 2090-nucleotide messenger RNA. RefSeq names its product UDP-glucuronate 4-epimerase 3. Lineage: Eukaryota; Viridiplantae; Streptophyta; Magnoliopsida; Vitales; Vitaceae. Bases 437 to 1720 code for a protein of 427 amino acids. The transcript has 2 exons. The record is from RefSeq and is a predicted model, not a curated record.